Messenger RNA from Helicoverpa zea (corn earworm), 2050 nucleotides. It is a transcript of the gene Vsp37A, whose product is annotated as vacuolar protein sorting-associated protein 37A. Lineage: Eukaryota; Metazoa; Arthropoda; Insecta; Lepidoptera; Noctuidae. Bases 273 to 1193 code for a protein of 306 amino acids. Gene Ontology annotation, cellular component: ESCRT I complex. Gene Ontology annotation, biological process: protein targeting to vacuole; ubiquitin-dependent protein catabolic process via the multivesicular body sorting pathway; protein targeting to membrane. The record is from RefSeq and is a predicted model, not a curated record. The transcript is spliced from 3 exons.
AAUCACAUAAUGUAUUGAUUGAUCGUACAAAAUAUUUUGUAUUCUGUCUGCUAUUUCUUGUAAAAACAUUAACGAAUUUAUUAGGACAGUAUUAAAAGUUUCCUAUUUCCUUGUUAACGUUAUUAUUACUCUUUGAAAUAAGUAUCAGAACGGAAAUUCAAGCCAGUUUUUGGUGACACUUCAUAUAAAAUAAUUUCACGACAAUAAAAAACAAAAAAAAUCAACUACUUCCUCAUAAAAAGUGUUCCGAUUUCAAAUUAGAGCGACCAAAGAUGCUGCCACGGCAGUACUACGGGGAACAAGAGAUGCGAAAACGUCAAAUAGAUACGCUAAAAAUUUUCAACGAUCACGUAGUCGAAGUGAAGGAUAAUGCUGAAUAUCGCGUCGAAUUCAUAGCUGACGCUAAAAAUAUGAGCUUAACAGUGGUACUAGGACCAGAAUUUCCUAAUGAAAAGCCUUCAAUUUUCGUUAACCCGCCGAUACCUCAUCCGUGGAUUGGUGAAAACUCCAAUCAAGUUAUAGGUGCCCCUGGUCUGUUGAACUAUACGUUACAUUCAGAUUUAGGUCGUGUAGUCCAAGCUAUUAUAAGGGAGUUUCAGAAAUCGAUGCCUAAGCUCUCAAAUUCUGAAGAAGUGCCAAAAAGUAAUGAUGUGAGCCCUCAAGCGAACUUUAAUGUACAAUCAAUGAUAUUUCCUGAGUUAAAUGAUUGCUGUGUUGAAGAGUUGCAGGAGAUAUUGCAUAAUACUGAUUUACAGGACAAAAUAAUAGAAGUAAACCCCCAACUCGUAGAAAUGGACCUCGAAACGGAAGAACUAAUGAACAGUAUCGAGAACAUAGCCCAAGAAAAUAUUGCAAAACAGCAACAGUUAGACGAUUUAAAGACUGAAGUUAUCGACCGCAUAUCAACCAUCGUUCAGAUGAAGAUGAACUUUGAAGAGUUGAACCGUAAGCAUAUGAAGUUAGCGGAGAUGUAUGAUCCGCAUCGGAUUAGAGAUUGCUUGAAGGAGGCUGCGUUAAAGGCUGAUGAGGAGUCCGAGGUUAUUGCGGAGCAGUUCUUGACAGGUAACAUGCCAGUAGAAACCUUCAUAGCGAAGUUUGCCGAAAAAAGAGGUCUCGGUCAAGCUAGACGGGCGAGAGAAGAACGGAUUGCACAUCAACUGGCACAAUUAGACAGAGCCACGACCAAAAGCUAAAAGAAAAAAACAUUCCAAUUGACAGCUGUCAUAGCUGUCAAUGUCAAAAUUGCCGCCAAUUUUUGUAAAGAUGGCGCUAUUUAUUAAGCUUUGUUGUUGAUUUUGUGUUGUGAUUGAAAUGUAGGAUAAAUAUGUAAUCUUUGAAUGGGAUAGUGCAAUGUGAAAACUUUGAACUAAAUACCUACACUACACAAUUGGUUAUAGUAUCAUAACUGAUGAUUUAAUGAGAGCGCGCCCAAGGGCGCGAUUCUACUAAUUGUACGCGACAUACGAUUCACAUUCGACUGAGAUCCAAUCACGACUCAAUUACGAUUGAAGCGUAUGUGGCAUUCCGCUAUUUUUUCUUUAAAAUAAACGCUUUUAUCCGUUUCUGUGAUUCAAUAAUGAAUCAUAUAAAUGAAUAUAAAUGAAUCAUAUAAAAUCAUAAUGUCUGCAAGUUAUUUACGAUUGCAAUAAGAUUAGAGCAAAUUAACGUAUAGACCAUUUGGUCAUUUGGCAAACCAAUCGAAUGUCAUUGGAAAACGAUUGGUAAACAAUUUCUAUUCAAUUUUGAUAUUAUUAACUUAGGAGAAUCGGGCCCCAGUUGUGUUUUUGUUUGGAUAUUUAUAAACACUUCUGCAAUUAGUAUUUAUAAGGCUGUUCGCCUAUAUCAGACUUUUUGUUGCACAGAAAAUCUGACCGAUAUUUGUAGGACGUUCUGACUAAGAUUUUCUGACCAACUUUUUGUAGGACGGGUUCGUUGCGGUAUUGUUCUAUUUUCCUCCUACAAAACAUUGGUCACCGAUUAUUGGACGUGCAUGAAAUAAUGUAGGAUAUCCAUGUGUAAAUGUAUGGUUACAAUAUGAUGUAUAAGAACA